Messenger RNA from Oxyura jamaicensis (ruddy duck), 2810 nucleotides. RefSeq names its product STN1 subunit of CST complex (gene STN1). Gene Ontology annotation, molecular function: single-stranded telomeric DNA binding. Gene Ontology annotation, cellular component: DNA replication factor A complex; CST complex; chromosome, telomeric region. Gene Ontology annotation, biological process: nucleotide-excision repair; telomere capping; double-strand break repair via homologous recombination. Lineage: Eukaryota; Metazoa; Chordata; Aves; Anseriformes; Anatidae. The coding region runs from base 396 to 1484 and encodes 362 amino acids. The transcript is spliced from 12 exons. The record is from RefSeq and is a predicted model, not a curated record.
CUCGCGGGCAAGGGGGGGUUCCACCCCCCCCCCCGCCCACGUGAUGCGGAGUGGGCCAAUAGGAGCGCGCCGAGGCCUCCGGCGGCUGGUCUGCUUCAAAACCGUUUUCAAGACUGAUACACUGAAACAUAGUCAGGCUUGCAUAUAUAAUUGGAGGGCUUGUUUUUGAGGUCUGCUACCUGCCUAGGAGAACAGGCUAAUGCUGAGCUAUGACAGUUUGCAGUAAUCCUGCGGAAUACACUGGGGGACGCGGUGCAGAAAGGAAUAUUGCCUUGUAUGCAAGAUAAUGACAGGCAGCAAGACUGUAACUGUGUCCACGUUUCUUGUCUGGGAGUAGAGGCACUGAAAGUGAAUAGCUGGGGGGCUGUAGCCCAUAAAAGACAAAAUGGUUUUGAAUGCAGUCGGAGCUCAAGAAGUAUGAAGAAGAGACGCCUUCUCUGUUCUGGGGGUUGGAUCCUGUAUUUUCUGCAUUUGCAAGACUCUACAUUAAAGAUAUAAAAGAAAUGAGAGAAUCUAAACAAGUGCCAGGUAUAUUCUUCUAUAACAGGCGCCCAGUAAGACAGGUGGACGUUGUUGGGAUAGUGGUUCAUACUAAAGAGCGAGAUGCCUUUUACAGUUAUGGAGUGGAUGAUAGUACCGGAGUUAUAAAUUGUGUCUGCUGGAAAAAUCCCAUGGUAGCAGAAAGAUCUUUAUCAGGUAGUCCAAGCACACUCAGCAGUCUUAAAGUGCUUGAACAGAUGAAGAAACUCCAGGAAAUGGUGAGCCAGAAAACCAAGCUGGUGAUUGGGGAUGUUGUCAGGGUCAGAGGUUACAUCCGAACCUACCGGCAGCAAAGAGAAAUUCAGGCUUCGUGUUUUUAUAAAGUGGAUGAUCCUGUGUGUGAUGUUCAGAUUUCAAGAAUGUUGGAGCUCCCUUGUCUCUAUAGAGAAGUUUACGAUAAACCUUUCCAAAGCCCAGGGGAGGGACAGAGUGGCCCAGAGGGUUUGGAUUUCUCAAUUUAUAUUCUGCAUGAGAAAGUGAAAGACUUCCUACUAGAAAACAAAAUUCAGACCUUUUACCAACAGGAGCUGGAAACGAUUGAUACUCUGGUGUCCCUGGCUGGUGGGUCGCUCUCUGGUCCCAGCUGUCAGGUGAAUUCAAAAAGUGACUCCAGCUCCAAAAGGAUUCACAGUGUUUUUAAGGAAGCAAUAAGAAUGCUACAAGAAAAAGGAGUGGUUUUCCAGAAACCCAGUAGCUCCAAGGACUUGUACCAUGUGACUGACCAUGAUAAGGAGCUGCUUAAAGUGACCCUCGAUGUGGUUAAAGAGGACUGCCGAAAACCCAGGCAUGCUGAAAAAGGCUGCCACUUUCUUCAUGUCCUGAGUUGUGUUCGGCAGAACUACAACCCCAGCCUGGCUGAAGUGGUGAUGCACCGUGUCUUGGAACUGCUGGAGAGUAACAGUGAUGUUGUCAGCACUAUGGAAGGAUACUAUAUGGCAUUUUGAAGAGGGAAGAUAAGAUAUAUUUGUUCUGGUCCAAUCAGGAUAAAGUAAGGAAUAAGGAAUGGUUGAGACAGAACUCUGACACUGAAAAACUGCUAUUACCAAGUGUGGUCUAGAUGGUGGGGGGGAAGAGCGUUCUGCUUCUCCAAGUGCUAUUUUUGUCCAGCUCCUGAGAAGUUGUCCAAAUAUUUUUUUUAAUAUUCUUGCUGACUUCCUCCUUAUUACUAGUGAAAGUUGAAUCAAACUGAUUCUGGACGUCCUAACACAGCAGGGGAGAUGGAAAAGAAGCUGGACAUUUUCUCUGCAUGUCCUACCCUGAUAAACAGUAAGAUGUGACAUGGCCUUCUCGCAUCUACGUCUGGUGAGCCCUAAAGAGAAGUCACUGCUAAAGAGCACUGUUUACAGUAAUGAUCAUGUCAGGGCUCAUCAUUCUGGCUUAAAGACUGAUGUUGUGAUCUUUCCAUAUGGUAAUAGCUGUUCUUUUUAUGUAUGCUUUCCAAUAGCUAGAGAAAGCACAUGAAAGAAAACAAUCAAAAGGUUUGCCUGUCCUUCCUGUUGGUGUCCCCAUGUAUGUAUAUGUAUAUUCCUGAACGUGCAUGGAUAUGCUACUCCUAAAGCAUAUUCAGGAAUAAAGGAAUAAAGACCAGGAAUAAAGACCAGCAUCCCUUUCCCAUCCUGCAGCCUUCUCCACUGCUUGUAAAGCUUGUCUGGAUUCUACUGCCUACCACAUGCACUACUGACACAUGUUAUUGUGGAUUCUAUUUAGACAAGAAGUCUCAAAAUCAGCCACUGUUUUGCUGUUUAUUUUUAAAUUGCUUUCUACAUCACAAAUGGUAAACCAUAAAUCAGGUGCUUUGGAAAAGAAAAUAUGAAAACCAGCAAGACUUGCUGUGACCUUCUUGCUUCCUGUUGCCUUUUGCAUCUUCUUCCUUGUCACCUUCAGGAAAAACACUAUACAUAUCCAUGCUUGCAGUAGAACACAAGAUAUUAAUGAAAUAAGAUCAGCCUGGAGAAGGUUACCAUGCAAGGCAUUUGACCUGGAAUAAUCAAAACUCUGGUAUGUGCCACAGGUUUCAAAGCCUAGAGCUGUUCAGUAUCUGCUUGGAGGGUUUACUGCAGCAGGGGCUUGUCUAAGUACUCUAAUUAAUGGUAUGGAGGUGAUACCUUCAAUUUGAAAAGCAUAAAAAGGAAAACUGUAUCCUUGCUCGCUGCUCUGCACCUUCCCUGUAACAGUUGAACUAGCAGGCUCCCAGGAGGCAGAUGUAGAGGUAAAGCCCUAUAAGGAUUGACAUAGCAGGGAAAAAUAAACCAUAUGCAUGAGGAAAGCCA